Hypanus sabinus (Atlantic stingray) is the source of this 2833-nucleotide messenger RNA. It is a transcript of the gene nat14, whose product is annotated as N-acetyltransferase 14 (GCN5-related, putative). The coding region runs from base 197 to 871 and encodes 224 amino acids. The transcript has 3 exons. NCBI's taxonomy places the organism in Eukaryota, Metazoa, Chordata, Chondrichthyes, Myliobatiformes, Dasyatidae. The record is from RefSeq and is a predicted model, not a curated record. Gene Ontology annotation, molecular function: N-acetyltransferase activity.
UCCAAUGGCAGGUGAGGGGGAAGCGUGGAGCAUGACGCAAGGAUGACUGACACUGGCAACGCGGGGGCGGAUGGUAAUGGCCACGCCCUCGGCCGCCCCGGUCAGUCGGCGGCUGGACGGCGAAGGGAAGGGGCUUGUGUAAGAGCUGAAGAGUUGGUGAGCAGCUGGACUGCGGGGUUCACGACUGGGCGCUCAGAUGCCUCUGCAUGACCUGGGCAAGGUGGAGUGCCGGGAUAUAAGGGAAUGUGAUCGCGAGAUUGUCUUGGAGAUCAUGAGGGAAUGCUGGGGGGAGUCUGAGAACCGCCUCCUCCUCUUUGCCCUUACCCGCCCACCCUCGCUCCUUCUGCUUGCGCUCGCAAGCAGCGCCCUUCGCUUCCUGCUUGCCUCUUCGGCUGCUGCCCUCCUCCUGCCCCUCCUCCUGGCUGCUGCCCUCCUCAAGUUGGCGCUGGUGUCAUUCCGCCGCCCAGCGUCCUCGUCCUCUAGCUCGGACGCGCUGCUGGUGGCCUCCCUGUCCACGGGCGAGGUGUGCGGAGUUCUGGGUCUGGCCCCACCCUGGGGAACAGAGUCUUGCUGUGCUGAGGUGACCUGUCUGGCCGUAUCCAGGUUCCGUCGGCGCGGUGGCGUGGGCUCGGCACUCCUGCAGGGGGCAGAAGCAAGAGCGAAGGACGCCGGAUGCCAGCAGGUCCUGGCCCGUCUCCGGACGACCGACCGUGGUGCUCUGGCUUUGUUCCGUGGGCGGGGGUACAGGUCGGUGGGGGAUGGGGGCACGGAGGGGGUGGAAGAGACGCGAGGAGGGGCAGGAUGCUGCUGGGGGGUGCCUGUGGUUCAGUUGUGCCGUGGGGCCACUGUGGAGUACAUUAAAGAGCUCUGAAUUUCCCUCCCUCCUCUUCUCCCUCACCAGCCAAUAAUUGAGGUCAGAUUGUUGACCUCCCUCUAGUUGGCAAACUACUGAAGCUGAAUUUCCCUCCCUCCUCUUCUCCCUCACCAGCCAAUAGUUGAGGUCAGAUUGUUGACCUCCCUCUAGAUGGCAAACUACUGAAGCUGUACACCGUCUUUUCAUCCAAUGGUGGGGAGAUCAAACGAUUGACCUUCCUCCAGUCGGCCAAUCAUUUUUAACUGUCCUCCUACCAGUCACUGGUGGGGAGGCCAGAUUGUUGAAUGCACUCUGUCACUGCUUAUUCACUGUCCUCCCUCACUAGCCAGUGGAGGAGACCAGAUCUUUAUCCUCCCUCCUACCAGUCUGUCAGAGCACGUACAUCUUUGAUCCCUCUCCACUGAUGGCCAAUCAUAAUUCCAGGACUCACUGGCCUCAUUCCUUCACCAGGCAGUCGUGGGGAGGCCAAUGGGGAAGAGGUUGCCUCCAGACCUUUGACCGCACUCCAGUUGCACCUCAAACAAUCAGGAGGCUGCUUCUUCCAUACUUCACCUCCUCUUUGACCGCACUCCAGUUGCACCUCCCUUUCUCUGCCCAAUCAGAAGAAGCUGGUUCUUCUUCCUUUUCUAACAACCACCCCCCCCCACCAUCCUUUGAUCUUUCUCCAACUCCUCCCCCACCUCAGACCUUUGUCUUUUCUUGCUGCUGACAAGUCAGGUUCCUUCUGUUGCUUCCAAACCCAGGAGGAAGCCAAACACCCCUGGACAUCUGAACUCUCACACUGAAGGAAGACCCACCUGGGAUCAUUGUCCACUCAUCCAUUCGGGUGGCUGGCGUCAAACAUGUGAACUUCAUCAUGCUGACAAAUAGGGUGGCUGCUCCCAGUAUUAUUGUACUUGUGUCUGUUAAUCGAUCAGGAGGCUAGGUUGUGGACUCUUGGCCUCCCUUCUUGCCACCCAUUUAGGAGGCCGGCUCAAGACCUUUGACCUUCCAUUCCAACAACCAACCAGCCAAUCAGGAAGCUGGGUGCACAUCAGGGUACCUCACCUGACUGGAUUUUGGGACGGGGGGCGGGAGGGGGGGGGUUGCGUGGUGACGUCUUGUCCUGGGAGCAGAUGUAAAACCAGAAUAAUUUCCACCCAUUCCCACAAACAUCCUUCGGUUUUAUGGAAAGGAAGAUCACGACCUCUACAUCCACUUGCCUGUCCAGUAUCUCCUAGCUCAAGAACUCCAGUUCUGGCAAUCUUUUCUGCACCCCCACCGCCCCCCCAUUUCUGGCAAUCCCACCUUUCCUAAAGCAGGGUGACCAGAACUGAACACAGUUCUUCCAGUGUGGUCCUGUAGAACUGAACACAGUUCUUCCAGUGUGGACCUGUGGAACUGCAGCAUAACGUCUCAACUCCUCUACUCCGUGCCACAACUGAUGAAGGCCAGCGUGCUGAACAUGGAACAAUAGACAAUGUCCACCUCCCUCUGUUCCCUGUAACAAUGUCCACCUCCCUUUGUUCCCUGUGCACAGUGUCCAUCUCGCUCUGUUCCCCGUACACAGUGUCCAUCUCUUUACGCUCCCCGUACACAAUGUCCAUCUCCCCCCCAUUCCCCGUACACAAUGUCCAUCUCCCCCCCCCAUUCCCCAUACACAAUGUCCAUCCCCCCCCAUUCCCCAUACACAAUAUCCAUCUCCCUCCGUUCCCCAUACACAAUGUCCGUCUCCCUCCAUUCCCCGUACACAAUGUCCAUCUCCCCCCCAUUCUUGUACACAACAUCCAUCUCCCCCCCAUUCCCCAUACACAAUGUCCAUCCCCCCCAUUCCCCAUACACAAUAUCCAUCUCCCUCCGUUCCCCAUACACAAUGUCCAUCUCCCCCCAUUCCCCGUACACAAUGUCCAUCUCCCUCCAUUCCCCGUACACAAUGUCCAUCUCCCUCCGUUCCCCAUACACAAUAUCCAUCUCCCUCCG